Messenger RNA from Nannospalax galili (Upper Galilee mountains blind mole rat), 2705 nucleotides. RefSeq names its product F11 receptor (gene F11r). The transcript has 10 exons. The record is from RefSeq and is a predicted model, not a curated record. Lineage: Eukaryota; Metazoa; Chordata; Mammalia; Rodentia; Spalacidae. Bases 296 to 1195 code for a protein of 299 amino acids. Gene Ontology annotation, biological process: intestinal absorption; cell adhesion; establishment of endothelial intestinal barrier. Gene Ontology annotation, cellular component: bicellular tight junction.
UCUUAAGCGACAGUUUUUUGAGCCAAUCAGAGAUGUCUCCAGCAAAGAACCACACCAAUCCGACUCAGGAGGGAGGAAUGUGCGGAUUGCACCUGCACUCCGGGAGUCACUUAACGAGUCUCGGCUCCCUUCGCCAAUCGGAGCGCUGGGUCGCGGGGCACCGCCCACUGGGCGUGGAAAGAGCCGGGCGGGGCUCAACCUGGGGAUUGGAGUUCAGUCCCCGCGCGCGGCCGACCGUGAAGCUACCUGUUCCCUGGAGUGUGGCUGCGCCCGUCACGUCGGGAUCGUCACCGUGAUGGGCACCAAAGCGAAAGCCGGGAGGAGACAGUUACUUUUCUUCACAUCUCUGGUCCUGUGCUCCCUGGUACAAGGCAAAGGUUCAGUGUACACAUCUCAACCUAACGUGAAAGUUCCUGAGAAUAGUCCUGUCACGUUGUCCUGCACCUACUCUGGCUUUACCUCUCCCCGGGUGGAAUGGAAGUUCGUCCAAGGUGACACCACCAGCCUUGUUUGCUAUAACAGCCAGAUCACAGCUUCCUAUGCAGACCGUGUUACCUUCUCACCAAAUGGCAUCACAUUCCAAUCUGUGACCCGGAAAGACACUGGGGCAUAUACUUGUAUGGUCUCUGAGGAAGGUGGUAACAACUAUGGGGAGGUCAGCAUCCAGCUAACUGUGCUUGUGCCUCCAUCCAAGCCUACGGUCAAUAUCCCAUCCUCUCUCACCAUUGGGAACCGGGCAGUGCUGACCUGCUUGGAGCAAGAUGGCUCCCCACCUUCUGAAUAUUCCUGGUUCAGGGAUGGGAUAGAUAUGCUUACGGAUGCCAAGAAAACCCGUACCUUUUUCAACUCUUCCUACACUGUCAAUCCAAAGACCGGGGAGCUGAUCUUUGAUCCUGUAACAGCCUUUGAUACUGGUGACUAUUCGUGUCAGGCACAGAAUGGGUAUGGGACACCAGCGAUGUCUGAAACUGUACGCAUGGAAGCUGUGGAGCUGAAUGUGGGGGGCAUCGUGGCAGCUGUCCUAGUAACACUGAUUCUCCUUGGAGUCUUGAUUUUUGGCAUCUGGUUUGCCUAUAGCCGAGGAUACUUUGAAAGAACAAAGAAAGGGACUUCAUCAAGUAAGAAGGUGAUUUACAGCCAGCCUAGUGCUCGAAGUGAGGGGGAAUUCAAACAGACCUCAUCAUUCCUGGUGUGACCUGCUUGCAGCUCAUCUCCUGCCCUCGGCUUACCUUACUCAGGUGCUACAGACUCCAGCCCCUCAUGUCUGUAGUCUCACACGAUGCCUUGAUUGUCUCGUAGACCCCACAGGAUCCCUCACUUUUAUUUUAGCUAGGAUAUGAUUUUAACAACAUCAACUUCCACACCUUCCUCUUUCCUACCCCCCCCCCUCGCCCACUGCUGUGUGGCCUGAGACUAAAGUUUUCAUUCCAAUUCCCUCCGUGGGAAUGCACAGGAGUCCUAGAGUAAACAGCAAGAGUGGUCAGGCUCUCAGGAAUCUGAAACUAGUACCUGCUGGCUGCAGUGGCCUUUGAGGAAGGAUUUUAAGCCUCAUCUCUCCUGAAGUGGACUGGUGCCGCCGCCUGCUCUGGAGUGGGGACUGGAGAAAGUGGCUGAGCAGUUUGAUGAAGACUGAAGCGUUUGAUGAAGACAUCAACUCUUCAGUCUCUGGAACCUACUCUCCUAUCUCACAAAAAGUGCCACUGGGAUCCUCCUGAAUACAAGCAGAUCAAUACUAUGUCCAUUCGUGGUGGGAGAGCUUAGUAGACUCCUGGGAGACUUGGAGUGAAAAGGACUGAAACCACUGAUUUAAAGAAUAGAAAGCUGAAAUGGUAGCCGUCAGUCAUUCUUCCCUUGCCUGGAACAACUGGACAGACCCUUUAAGAUAUCUGUGCUGUGAGGAUGUGUGUGCUUUAGCUUUGUCUUUUUGUUGGGUUGUGUGUGUGUGUGUGUGUGUGUGUGUGUGUGUGUGUGUGUAUAUAUGUGUGUGUGUGUUCUUAGCUAUAUGCUGAAAUUGGAUUUUGUAUGGGAGGGCUUCUUAGGUCUUUGAUAAGAUUGUGUUUCUGUGUAUUUGUAUUAGCCAGAUGUUACUGGAAAUAAAAACUUGGUUUGUCAAAUCUUCUUUUUAUGAAAAGUAGGAGAAUGGGAUCUUUGAGCCCUGAGCUCCUUUAUAUUAUAUAAACAGCAAAAUGUCUGCAGGCCCUGCUUUCUCUGUGGGUAGUCCCCAGGACCCUGUCGUGAUGCUCCAGAUUCGUCAUUCAAGGCAAAGCUUUCAGGCUUCAGAACCUGAUUCCACAGCCUCCCAUAGCCAGGAUGAAGCUGGUGCUGUGCUUGGGGGCAGGGAGGUGGGUUCAGGGAGUAUAGUCAAGUGAGGGGAGAAAGGGCCUGCCCACCCACCUGCCCAGAGGAGUGCAUUAAUGGACAUCUCUAAAGCUUCAAGGGGGAAUUUCUCAGAUCAUUUGAAGAAGUACUUUAAUAACUUAAAGUAGCAACUGUAUUUAGUGAGUGGAGUUCUGGAGAAGAUAUUUUGAGACAGGAGCAGAGUUUGGUGGUCAUGGUUCUUCCCCUUUAAACCUCUUUAUGCCUUUAAAAAACUAAGCAAUCACUUAAGGGCCAUGCAGCAUAAAACAAUUUCUAGAGGAAAUAAAAUCCAGUUACAUAAAAGAAACUUAUGGAACGGUUCAGUAAAGAUAAAACUUUUUCAAGUA